AAAAGCCUGCAGUUUGUCUCCAUCCUGGGGGCAGGACUCCUUUGCGGGACGGCACUCGCCAUCACCAUCCCUGAGGGCGUGGGUUUGUUGGAGGAUUCGUGGAGAGCCCCCUCCUCUGAUGUACCGUUGGGUCUGAACACCAGUGAGAAAAGCUCCUCUUCCCCGGAGGAGCCCCCUCCUCCUCGGUUCUACAUCGGGCUGGCUUUAACCUUUGGGUUCACCUUCAUGUUCGCCGUUGACCAGAUUGGAGGUUACAUUUCCACGCGUGACCAAACUGUGGAAUCGUCGAGCAGCGUCCACAUCACAGCCACUCUGGGGCUGGUUAUUCACGCUGCAGCUGAUGGAUUUGCUCUGGGUGCUGCUGUGGCCACAGGUCAAGUAACGGUUCAAGUCAUCGUAUUUUUUGCUGUCAUUCUGCACAAGGCGCCUGCAGCUUUCGGUUUGGUCUCCUUUCUGAUGCACGCCGGCCUCGAGAAGAAACACAUCCAGGGACAUUUACUGGCCUUCUCAGCUGCAGCUCCAGUAGUAGCCAUCAGCACUUACUUCAUUUUGCACUCAUCUGGAAACUCUCCUCAGAACCAGCUCAGUGCGACAGGAGUGGGCAUGCUCUUCUCGGCCGGGACGUUCCUGUACGUGGCCACGGUUCACGUUCUCCCUGAAAUCAGCGGCGGCGGCGGCAGGACAGAGGAGCCGCUGUCUGACGUCCAGCAGCUCCCCGAAGCCGACGCCCACAAGCGGCAGCACCUGGGGUUCCUGGAGAGCCUCACGCUCAUCCUCGGUUUGGGGCUUCCGGUCGUGUUGGCCCUCGGGCUGCACGAUGACUGACGGGAAGCGUUGCUUAAUGACUCCGAUUCCAGGGUUCAUUUACCUGCUGGCUGCACAGAACUCAGUUUAACCCUAAACUUUAUGGUCUGCAACUUCCUGACGGCUGAAACCUCCACGCAGCUGUCUGACACCUCGAGGGUCUAAUGUGACAUUUCACUUGUUCACUGGGGUUGUAAUACUAGACUGUAAUAAAGGGAGACAAGAAACAAA
This is a messenger RNA of Austrofundulus limnaeus, 1035 nucleotides long. RefSeq names its product zinc transporter ZIP9-A. Gene Ontology annotation, biological process: transmembrane transport; zinc ion transport. The record is from RefSeq and is a predicted model, not a curated record. NCBI's taxonomy places the organism in Eukaryota, Metazoa, Chordata, Actinopteri, Cyprinodontiformes, Rivulidae. Gene Ontology annotation, molecular function: metal ion transmembrane transporter activity. Gene Ontology annotation, cellular component: membrane.